Odocoileus virginianus texanus is the source of this 1853-nucleotide messenger RNA. The record is from RefSeq and is a predicted model, not a curated record. Lineage: Eukaryota; Metazoa; Chordata; Mammalia; Artiodactyla; Cervidae.
UGGGUGACAGGGUUAUUUGCCAGUGACCCACACUUACUUUUCUCUGAUGCUUUGUUCUCAAAGAGCUCAUAGUGCCCACCUUCAGUGACUGUCAGUGUUGGAAAUGUCUAAUCCCAGGACUCACACUCCUCCCUUUUCUCACAACUUAGAUUUAAUCUUUUCACGUGGCUUUCUGGGCUGAUCCCAAAUUUCUGGGAGUAAACACCCUCAAAGAUGACACUGUCUUCGAGAGUCAGCAUGAGUGUACGGACCCCACGCAGACUCCUGGACCUGGCGGGAAUGCACCUGCUGAGGGAAGAUGACUUGGCCUCUUCUGCUCUGGGACAGCUGCCUGUGGAGCUCUUCCCACCCCUCUUCAAGGAGGCCUUCAGUGGGAGACAUACUAAAAUUCUGAAGGCCAUGGUGCAAGCCUGGCCCUUUGUCCGCCUGCCUCUGGGGGGCCUCAUUGAUCUGCCUCAUGUGGGGCCCCUACAAGCAGUGCUGGAAGCCCUUGAUGUCCUGCUUGUUCAGAAGGUUUGCUCCAGGAGAUGCAAACUGCGGGUGCUAGAUUUGCGGGACACUGGUCAUAACUUCUGGAGCAUGUGGUCUGGAGCCAGUACUCACAGGUGCACAGGCUCAGGAAGAGCACCAGUGCCUAAGCCCAGGUCAGUGACAAAGCAGCAUGUGGCUCCACUGAAGGUUUUUAUAGAUCUUUCCUUGAAAAAAAGGACCUUGGACAACUUCCUCACCUACCUCCUUAGGUGGGUGGAGCAAAGAAAAUCUUCCAUCCACCUGUGUUGUAAGAAGCUGAAGAUCGUUUCCAUGCCAAUGGACAAUAUUGUGAAGGUCCUGAGCAUGGUGCAGCUGGAUUGUAUCCAGGAGGUGCAAGUGAGUUGCACAUGGAAUCUGUCCACCCUGGCCACAUUUGCUCCUUUCCUGGGCCACAUGAGUAAUUUGCAGAGGCUCCGUCUCUUCCCUAUCCAAGUAUCUGCCUUCAAGAAGCAGGAGCACGAUCACGUUGUGCAAAUUACCUCCCAGUUCCUGAGGCUGGGCCACCUCCGGGAUCUCCAUCUGGAGUCUCCCUCCUUCCUUGAAGGCCACCUGGACCAGAUGCUCAGGUGCCUGACGACCACCUUGGACAACCUCUCAAUAACUAACUGCCAGCUUACGGAAUCAGACUUGACCCACCUGUCCCAGUGUCCAAAUAUCUGUCAACUAAAAAGCCUGGAACUGAAUGGUGUCACCCUAACGGACUUUAAUCCUGAGCUGCUUCAAGUUCUGCUGGAGAAAGUUGCAGCCACCCUCCAGGAACUGUACUUAGACCAGUGUGGGAUCAAGAACUCCCAGUUUGAGGCCAUCCUGCCGGCUCUGAGCCGCUGCUCCCAGCUCAGGUCCUUCAGCCUGUGUGGGAACCUCCUCUCCAUGGCCGUCAUGGAGAAGAUGCUACGACAAACUGCUGGGUUUUCCUGUUUGAGUCAGGAGUGGUAUCCUGCCCCUCAGGAGAGUUACAGCCCUCAGGGUGUUCUCCUGGAUGGCAGGCUUCCCCAGCUUCAGGCUGAGCUGUUGGAGAUUCUGAGAGACUUAGGCCAGCCCAGGACUGUCUGGCUUACAUUCAGCCCCUGUCCUCACUGUGGUGAUGACAUAUGUACUCACAUGGAGCCCAUUAUAUACAGCUGUUCUAACUCUGCCUAGGUGGUUGCCUCUAUCAGAAGUUUUCUUCUUGGCACUUGGAAACUGAAAUCUAGGACAUGGGCACAUCAUGAAGUGAAAACAGAGCUAUGGUUUCAAACAUCAGCUCAGUGUGAAUGGGAAAAGGAAGGGUGAUCCAGUGAGGGUGCAUGAUUGCAGUGGGAAAUGUAGAGUCUGGGAGGUGA